Molecule: messenger RNA, 1527 nt
Organism: Fusarium odoratissimum NRRL 54006
Lineage: Eukaryota; Fungi; Ascomycota; Sordariomycetes; Hypocreales; Nectriaceae
Exons: 7
Coding region: 1-1527 (508 amino acids)
Biological process (GO): transmembrane transport
Molecular function (GO): transmembrane transporter activity
Source: RefSeq, a predicted model, not a curated record
AUGGCGGAAGAAGAGUCGAGCGCGCAGAUUCGCGCAGCUAGCAGAACCAUGGAAGGUUAUAGGCUUCAUCUUUCGGUUAUUGGAUUGACGUUUGGUCUCUUCCUGUCUGCGCUGGAAACGACGAUCGUAUCGACAACGCUUGACACCAUCGCAAAGCAUUUUGACGAUGAGCGCGAGUACUCGUGGAUAGUCACUGCUUACAUGGUCACCUUUAACGGCUUCUUGCUUCUACAUGCGCGAUUGAGCGAUGUCUUUGGCCGCUUCACCGUCUUCUACGCCUGCCUCGCCAUCUUCGCUCUAUUCUCUGGCGUUUGCGGAGCAGCACAAUCCAUGACACAAUUAAUUGUCUUCCGCGCUUUCCAGGGCCUCGGCGCCUCUGGCCUUUUCUCACUAACAAUGGUGAUUGUCCCUGACGUUACUCCCGAUCGCUGGCUGGGUUUGUACUCUGGCGUUGUGAGCUCAGUGUUCGCCUUCUCGAGUGUUUUGGGCCCGGUGUUGGGCGGCGUUUUGGCCCAGCAUUCGACGUGGAGAUGGGUGUUUUUACUCAACUUACCCGGUGCAGCAGUAUGUGCCUUUUUGCUGCUCCCGUCACUCAGAUGGAAGAAUGAUUCCAAGUCUGUGAGGAAUGGAUGGAGGGAAAUUGACGCACCCGGCGCGUUCCUCUUCUUGGCUGCCACGAUUUUUCUGAUCUACGCUCUACAGAGUGCCUCGACGGUUGGUGAUGGAAACGGCUGGUCGAGCCCGGCCAUUAUUGGCUGUUUAGUCGGUUCUGGAGUGUCGCUGAUCAUGUUCAUUGGGUAUGAAUUGGUGCUCCCCCGAUACUCAUCGAUUGCUCCAUUCUUCCCUCUUCCGUUGCUUCUGCAGCCGGACAUUGCGCUUCUCAUGAUAUCUGCUUUCUUCAUGGGUAGCUCGUUCUACUCUACCAUUAUCCAACUACCCCAGCGUCUACAACACGUCAAUGGCAAGUCCCCAACAACAGCAGGCGUUCUUCUCCUGCCAGUGCUUCUCCCAUCAGCGGGCUUCUCUGCGCUAUCUGGAGGUCUUUAUCGCAAGUUUCCUGCAGCGACACCUCUGCUUCUUUUUUGCGGUGGUGUCCUUCAAGUUAUUGGUGUCGGGCUGAUGUCUACUCUACCAACUGGGUCAUCUGUUUCGAACAGUCAAUAUGGGUUUGAAGUCAUGACAGGCAUUGGCUUUGGACUCAUGCUUCCAUCUUUCAUGAUUCUCGCGCGAGAUUGGGUAUCUGAGGAACAAUACGCGACCGCCAUGGGCCUCGUGAAUAUGUUCAGAACUUUGGGCGGCUGCGUCUCAAUUGCAGUCUGCGGCGCAAUUCUCAACAAAGAACUUGACAAGGCAUCCAGGAUCGCAAACAAUAAAUCGGCCUAUGGGGAUAUCUACAACGAGCAAUUCUUUGUCAUGGCCAGCUUAUCUAUACCGUCUGCGCUGGCUGCUGGCAUCAUCUUGAUGAGACAGUACACCAAGAAAGGUGUUUUCAGGCUAGCACCUGGCUCAGGCACUGUUAGCAGUUAG